This is a messenger RNA of Eriocheir sinensis (Chinese mitten crab), 606 nucleotides long. RefSeq lists its product as uncharacterized. The record is from RefSeq and is a predicted model, not a curated record. Bases 16 to 606 code for a protein of 196 amino acids. Gene Ontology annotation, cellular component: nucleus. NCBI's taxonomy places the organism in Eukaryota, Metazoa, Arthropoda, Malacostraca, Decapoda, Varunidae. The transcript is spliced from 3 exons.
AAAGUGUGUAAACAAAUGUACCGCCCUCUCAGCUGUUCGGCAGUGUUUACUCACGGCAUGGAUCCUCAACCUAAACGUCAAAGGAAGGCUAACUGGGGAGACGACGAGUCUCUCCAGCUGGCUAUGUUAUACAGGGACGAAGUCCACGUUUUGAAGAGGAACUUCAAGACGGUUGGUGUUUCCAACCAAAAGAAACACGAUGUCUGGACGAAGAUUACGGCCGACCUGAAUGGACAGUUCCACCAUGAGAGGACGGCCGUAGAGGUAAAGAAGCGAUGGUUCACCAUCACUUCUAAGUCAAGGAUGAAGCUGAAGAACUUUCGAGAUCAUCGGAAUGGAACUGGUGGCGGCCCUCCACCCCCUCCCCUUGACCCCAUUGAUGAACUUGUCGGGGACGUUUUGGGGCAAGACAGCAAGGUCAUCACGGGAUUUGAGGAGAUUGAUGACCUUGGACAUCAAAGGACUGUCGACAUUGAAGACGCAGCAGAGCCAGCGAGCCAGCUCAUUGUAGGUCAGGGAGGUGCUGAGGCACCAACAGUAAUAAUUGUGCCUGAGCCCACCCUGCAGCCACAAACUGAGGGGGUGCCUGGGGAAGGUGCCAGCUGA